AUGACAGAAGUGAAAGGAACUCCCAUCAUUAAAGGUUCACGAACAAUGCAAAUAACUGGCUUAUAUAAAGGAAGGGCAAUUAUUAUAAAAGACUCUUACAGUGUUAUAAAUAAGAAGCUUAAACUAUUUCCUGCUAUGUUUAACUUACAAACAGGACCGAAAGAAGUAUUUCCAUACAACUACUACAGCAGUGUUUUGUUAGCAAAUGACAACAGAACUGGUGUCAUUUCUGAAGCGUGUAAGUUUAUCCAUGAUGCGGAUACGUUCAUGAAAAACAUAGAUUCUAUCAAAGGUUGCAGAAUAGAUGAAAACCACUUCGACUUAGAAAAGUAUAGCACAUUUUAUUGCAAACAAGAUGUAAGAAUUUUAAGAGAAGGUUUUGUUAAGUUCCGCAAUGACAUAUUGAAAGAAUUUGAUUUAAACGUUUAUGACUACGUUAGUAUUUGUUCAAUUGCUAACAAAUUAUUUGAGAACAGAGUGUACUUCCCGAAUGGAAAUUUAUAUGACCUCUCAAAUAAACCAAGAGAAUUUAUUUCACGCUGUAUUCAAGGUGGAAGAUGUAUGCUGUCAGAUAACAUGAAACAAAAGAGUAAAGAGAAACUCAUUGCUGAUUUCGACGCUGUUUCAUUAUAUCCAUCAGCUAUAGCAAGACUUUAUACUUUAGAAGGUAUACCGAAAGUAUUGGAGAAAGAAAUGUUAAGCACAGAGUAUCUCAUGAGACAUUUAUUCGAUGACGACCAAAAGGAACCCAUUGGUGAAAAGUUUAUGUCCGGCUUCUUUGUUCUCAUUAAGAUAACAGAGAUUGGAAUACAUAGACACUUUCCUUUAAUAGUUUGUGACCCUAAACUAAAUCCAGAACUUAACGUUCCCAGAAGUUCAAACACUUGCUGUUUAAUGUAUGUUGACCAUAUAACAUUACAAGACCUCAUAAAAUAUCAAGGUGUCAAAUGUGAAGUGUUGCAAGGAUACUAUUACGAUGGAAACAGAGAUAUUAGAAUAAGAGAUGAAGUAAAGAAGUUGUUUGAGUUAAGGUUAAAGUAUAAGAAAGAAGGAAAUCCUUUGUAA
Molecule: messenger RNA, 1065 nt
Organism: Trichomonas vaginalis G3
Lineage: Eukaryota; Parabasalia; Trichomonadida; Trichomonadidae
Product: organellar and viral DNA polymerase type B
Exons: 1
Coding region: 1-1065 (354 amino acids)
Biological process (GO): DNA replication
Molecular function (GO): nucleotide binding; DNA-directed DNA polymerase activity; DNA binding
Source: RefSeq, a predicted model, not a curated record